AUGGCAGAAUCAUCACGGAGAAUGAAAAGUAAAGAAUCAAAGGCGACAAAGAAGACAAAGUUGAGAUAUGUACGUGAUGAAGAAGAGUCUGAUGAUGAUCGUCUUGACUUAGGAUUGUUGGAUGUUGAACCAGAUAACUUCAAUCCUACAUCUAACUUGUGUGACGACCCUUUUCUUAACAUUUUAUGUGAUGAUAAAAUGUUAAAGAAUAAUCAGUUUGAAGGGGACGAUGAAGCUGAUGUUGCUGAUGUUGAAGACAUUCACCAGGAAGAGCUUGAGCAUGAACACCUUGAAGAUGAAAAUGGCUUGGAAGUGGGUGUCGAGUUCAGGGUGCACGAUCCUACCGUCAAGUGGAACCAAAUGAAGCCUACAGUUGGUGAGUUAUAUGAGUCUCCUGCUCAGUUAAGGUUUGCACUCACUAACUAUGCUGUAGCUAAUGGAUACCAACUUUGGUUCAUGAAAAGUGAUAAAAGUAGGGUAAUUGUUAGGUGUGGGAAAAAAAAUGCAAAAAAACCAUGUCCUUUUAGGAUCCAUGCUUCGUGGAAGUAUAAUGAACGUACUUUUCAGAUAAAAUCUAUGGUUGAAACACAUCUUUGUGCAAGGAAUUAUAAUUUUGGACAUUUGGUUAGUUGUAAUUGGUUAGCAAAACACUACAUUAAGGACAUAAUUAGGAAGCCCAAAAUGACACUACCUGAGAUGAUGGAGGAUGUCCUUACAAAAUAUUCAGUGAAAGUGUCAAAGGGGCAAUGUCAUAGAGCAAGGGUAAGGGCAAGGGAGAUGAUAGAAGGUAAACUGGAGGAACACUAUGCUAAGAUAUGGGAUUAUGCCAACGAAAUCCUUAGAUCUAACCCUGGAAGUACAUGCAAAGUAGGAGUUUCUGUAAAUCCAGAUGGGGUGAAUUAUUUUGAACGUUUUUAUGUAUGUUUUAAGGCAUUGAAAGAUGGAUGGAAUACAGGGUGCAGACGUGUGAUUGGCUUAGAUGGAUGUUUCCUAAAGGGACAAAUCAAAGGGGAGAUUUUGACUGCUAUUGGAAGAGAUGCUAACAACCACGUGUAUCCAAUUGCAUGGGCUGUAGUAAAUGUAGAGAACAAAGAAAAUUGGACUUGGUUUUUACAGUUGUUGGUUGAUGACUUGGGUGUUGAGGAUGGAAGGGGUCUAGUUGUUAUUUCAGAUCAACACAAGGGACUUCUAGAAUCUGUGAAAGCUAUCCUUCCACAUGUUGAACACAGGCAGUGUGCACGACACAUUUAUGCCAACUUCAGGAAGAGGCAUACAGGAAGGCCAAGGAGGGGUGGAGAAGAAGAUAAACAAAAGGCAGUUAAGCUUGUAGUGAAAAGAAAGAAGAAGAUAAAGAAGGCUGGAGAAGGAUCCUCAAACCAGGAUGGCCAAGGUGGGGUUGAAACUGCAAACGAUGCAACUGUGCAAGAAGAAAAUGGAACUGUACAGGAAACUGUACAGGAAACUGCACCCAAAAUUGUGAAUGAUGGGAAUGCUAUUUCUGAUGAAAUUGAUGUAUUGUUGCAAAAAUGUGGUUAUGAACCUCAUGAGAUUGAACAGGCUAUAGAAAACUUGGAAAUGGAAAUGGGUGUAGAUGCUAAUGCAGACUUAGAAGAGGAUGUUAAUGAGAUUGAAGAUAACUUGCUUGAAGAAAACUUGGAAAUGGGUGUAGAUGUUAAUGAGAUUGUGCCACCAGUGCAAGAAGUUGCUAUACAAGGUUUAGAUGCUAAUGCUUGGGUUGGUGAAGAUGAUGGGAAUAUUGACUUCAUUGAAGAUACACAAGUUGUUGGGAGGCCUAGGAAAAGGAAGAUUUCUGAGAGAAUUGUGAAAAUCAAGCUGAAGAAAGCAGUUUAUGAUAAGGAUGGAAGGGGUUCUAGUAUUAAGAAACCAGUUAAUUUGGAGUAG
Molecule: messenger RNA, 1902 nt
Organism: Lactuca saligna
Lineage: Eukaryota; Viridiplantae; Streptophyta; Magnoliopsida; Asterales; Asteraceae
Source: the annotation of a GenBank genome assembly